Notothenia coriiceps (black rockcod) is the source of this 1940-nucleotide messenger RNA. It is a transcript of the gene nif3l1, whose product is annotated as NIF3 NGG1 interacting factor 3-like 1 (S. cerevisiae). Lineage: Eukaryota; Metazoa; Chordata; Actinopteri; Perciformes; Nototheniidae. The transcript is spliced from 7 exons. Bases 190 to 1437 code for a protein of 415 amino acids. The record is from RefSeq and is a predicted model, not a curated record. Gene Ontology annotation, cellular component: cytoplasm; mitochondrion.
UGGACUGAGUGUGUAUUAGUUGCUAAUGUUAGCUUACUAGCUAGCCCUGCUGUUAGCUGCACGCUUCCUCAGCAGUCAGUGCCACUUAUAGGUAAUGUUAGACCCAUAAAUAAGGUUUGAAGUAGCGUCACUGCACUUUAUUCAUAUAAAACAACCCUAAAGUUUGGGUUGCAUGCCAGGUCUCCACUGAUGUUGACUGGAUGUAGAAGCCCUUCUUGUAGAUUUUUGUCACUCACCUAUAGAAGACUUUGUACCAGGAUCUCUCCAUUUUCAUCUCUCCGUCCACCAACUCACAGUCACAUCUUCUUUAGCCAACACACUUCAGUCCCCCCCUUAUCUUCUCACUUGCCUCCCACCCGCUGCCUCUCUCUUUCUGCUCCCUGUCCCGGCCUGAUGGAGCUGAAAGAGGUCCUGCAGGUGUUGGAGCAGCUCGCUCCUCUGUCUCUGGCCGAGUCCUGGGACAAUGUGGGUCUCCUGGUGGAGCCCAGCAAACCCCGGCCUGUUAAAACUAUCCUGCUGACCAACGACCUCACAGAAGCUGUCAUGGAUGAGGCCGAGGCCAUGAGCUGUGACCUCAUCAUUUCAUAUCACCCCCCGUUGUUUCGGCCUUUCAAGCGUCUGGUUCAGAAAGAUUGGAAGCAGCGAUUGACCAUCCGGGCUGUGGAGGCCAGGAUGGCGAUCUUCUCCCCUCACACUUCGUGGGACAGCGUUAAAGGAGGAGUGAACGACUGGCUGGCUGGGGGAUUGGGUAGCGGCCAGGUGUCCGUGCUAAGUCAGGCCCACGCAGCCGCCUCCCACAGCCACAAACUGGAGUUCACAGUCAAGAGUACAGAGGAACUAAACGCUGUGAUGGAGGAACUGAAGGCUUGUGACAGUGACACAACUCUACAGCAUUCAGCCGGCAGACCAGACAACAGCUGGAUCCAUGUGAGCGUGACCUGCAGUGACUCAGCGCUGACCCCUAGUGUCCAGACUCUGUUACGACACAAUGCUACCAGCCUGUCCUUCAGCAUCCUCAAGUUAGAAAAGCCUCCUCUCCCGGGUCACGGCCAAGGACGACUUAGUGUUUUGGACGAGCCAGUGACCGUUUCAGCAGCCAUCCAGAAAAUGAAGUCCCACCUGGGUUUGAGUCACCUCCGUUUGGCUCUGGGAUCAGGACAGACGCUAGAGUCCUCUGUGGAAACCGUGGCUGUGUGUGCUGGAUCUGGAGCCUCAGUACUGGGCGGAGUCAAGGCAGACCUCUACAUCACAGGUGAGAUGUCCCACCACGAGGUUCUGGACGCCGUGGCGAUGGGGACUAACGUCAUCCUCAGUGACCAUAGCAACAGUGAGCGGGGUUUCCUGGCGGUGUUCAGGGAGAAGCUGGCUGUGCGUCUUCCUGACAGUGUGACUGUGGUGGUGUCCAAGACAGACAGAGACCCUCUGGAGGUGGUCUGACCGGCGGGGAGCUACACUUGUUGUCUGUCGGAUACAUUUUCACUGUUUUGAUCGGAUAAAAUAAAAGAUAUUACCAAAUCACCUUCUCAGGCUGCACGAUUUCAAAAAUAAAAAACGAUUAUAGUGACUGAUAUUGCUGUAUGAUUGACAAUAUUAGAUAAUAGUAAUUCAAUACUACUAUGAUAAUAGUACAAUAUAGGAUCUGUACCAACAAUUUUAUUUUUGAUUAAUUCUGUAGAAAACCGUUUGUAAUGCUAGACUUCUCUGCAACACCACAAUACUUCAUUUAGAAUAAUUUCCUAUCUUUUUCUAUUUGUGAGAUUCAAAUAGGUGUGUGUGUGAAAUGACUGCAUUAAAUAUAUAUUCCAUGCAAACUGUUUGUCAAGCAACAUCUAAGCUAUCUAAAGAGUAAUACAUGUCUUCUGUGCCUCUUGUGCUUCCUAUGGUACAUGUUAUUAUGUAUUUCUGGAACAAUCUUAAUAAAAAUGGGUCCUUGCCUGUUG